AGUGACAUUUGAGAAAGACAACGCUCAUGUAGCCCUUCUUCCGCAGAUGUCGAGAUGCAUAGGGCACGUACAAAAACUGCGCCGCACUGAUCUGAUCAACGCUUUCUCCUUCUCUGCUCCUCUGUCGGACAGGGCUCAGCAGAGAAAGUGUACUCCUUUGACGGCCUGCUUAGUUAAAGGGACGAUGCUGCGAUGUCACGCCUCGCAGAGUUAAAUCCAUCUAUUUUGUCGACAUAUCACAAAGAAGUGUCUGGCUAUUGCUUGGCGAUACCUAACCGGUGAGAUGAUCGACUGUAAUUAACAUCGGAUCACAGCUGCGCAUUUGACGGAUUCCUGAUGAGUGUUGAGGGAUUAGAGAAGGCAAUAACUAUCCGGAAACGACAGCCGUGUGUUUGUAUUCUCUAGGCAGCUAACCACGCUUCAAACACUUCCUAAAUUGCCAUGGGCAAUUUCAGAUUGACCUUAAAUACAAUGGACUAGUUUUUGAAACUGAAUUGAGAUUAAGCUGCAGUGACAUUGUAAUUGCCUUAGUCCAGUGCAACCUUGGUGGUUAGAAUUGCGCAUUGAAAGAGGCAGAGUAAUUAUUUGUUUCAGUCAGUUUGACAUUCAUUCAGAAAUAUGUUAUAGAAAAUGAAUGGAAGAUUCCUCUUUGAACAAUACCCAUGCUGGAUAACUGCGUCAGUGCAUAUGAGCGUUGCAGGUAGGCUAAGCGCGCUCCCACUGGUGGGAAAGGACCAUGUUGAACGUUGUCUCUGAAUGUCACCGGUAAGUGCUUAUACUGGGUAUGGAUUCAGGGGACGACACUAACUCCGAUUCGCCACAGGGAGCUACAUUCUCAUCGGUGCCCAAUUUAGACUCCGGCAGAAAUACGAACAUUCAUAUAUAUGAGAAUGGGGCAGACCGGAAUAUGGACAACAUUGAGAAUGCUUCGCUGCGGGGUGCAAGCGACCCCAGCGCUUAUCCCUCUUCGGAUUACCGGGGCAUGGUCCGCCAGAGGUUCAUUCGCCGAAAUUUGUGGUUUUCAGACACAGAUGACCAAGUCCUGGAUUCACCAGAAUGUGUCAACAGCAAUCCAGUGUUCAGCAUACACUUGCGUACCAUCGUGGACCGAACUCGAACCAGGGCACUCGGUCCACGCGUGGGUUUCCAGCAGACCUCAAGCUCCGAGAGUCAUGUGGAACAAAAGGACAGUGCCACGGAAAGUGCGAACGCGGACGAGGAGAAAGAGAGGAGUGAGACCGAUCAGAAGUCAGCUUCGGCCUCUGAUAUCACGGGUAAAGCGGGCAGUGAUGAGAACGAGGAGGAUGCCGGGAUAAAGGCUGUGUCCACCUCACCCGGGGGGCGCUUUCUGAAGUUCGACAUUGAGCUCGGCAGAGGGUCCUUCAAAACGGUUUAUAAAGGCCUUGAUACUGAUACCUGGGUUGAAGUAGCCUGGUGUGAACUUCAGGAGCGUAAGCUGUCCAAAGUGGAGAGGCAGCGCUUUAAGGAGGAGGCGGAGAUGCUGAAAGCUCUCCAGCACCCCAACAUCGUGCGUUUCUACGACUUCUGGGAAUCCCCAGUGAAAGGCAAGAAGUGUAUCGUCCUGGUAACCGAGCUCAUGACCUCAGGGACACUCAAAACGUACCUGAAGCGCUUCAAGGUGAUGAAGCCCAAGGUGCUGAGGAGCUGGUGUCGUCAGAUCCUGAAAGGUCUCCACUUCCUGCACACCAGGGCCCCGCCCAUCAUCCACCGCGACCUCAAGUGCGACAACAUCUUCAUCACCGGCCCCACCGGCUCCGUCAAGAUCGGAGACCUGGGAUUGGCCACGCUCAAGAGAGCGUCCUUCGCCAAGAGUGUCAUUGGUACCCCGGAGUUCAUGGCUCCAGAGAUGUACGAGGAGCACUAUGACGAGGCUGUGGACGUGUACGCCUUUGGGAUGUGCAUGCUGGAGAUGGCCACCUCAGAAUACCCCUACUCCGAGUGCCAGAACGCCGCCCAGAUCUACCGCAAAGUCACCAGCGGGGUGAAACCAGCCAGCUAUGGGAAAGUCAGCGACCCAGAGAUCAAGGAGAUCAUUGGGGAGUGUAUCUGCAACCGGUGGGAGGAGAGGUACUCCAUCAAGGAUCUCCUGAACCACGCCUUCUUCGCGGAGGACACGGGCGUGAGGGUGGAGCUGGCGGAGGAGGACGACGGGCAGAAGGCGUCCAUCGCCCUGAAGCUGUGGGUGGAGGACCCCAAGAAGCUGAAGGGGAAGUACAAGGACAGCGGAGCCAUCGAGUUCACCUUUGACCUGGAGAAGGAGACCCCGGAGGGCGUGGCCCAGGAAAUGGUGGAGUCAGGAUUCUUCCUGGACAGUGAUAUGAAAAUCAUAGGUAAAUCCAUACGGGACCGCGUGGCCCUCAUCAAGUGGAGGAGGGAGAGGACGGUCCCAGCAGCGGAUGGAGACGCAGUCGGGAAGAGCUCCAGGACGGAGCAGAACCUGCUGCAGGUUCCCACGGCAGGCCUGCCCAAGGCUGCUCCUCUGGGCCUGGUGGAGCCGGAGGAGCCGGAGGCUGACCAGUGCACCGUGAUCUGUCCUGUGCCCAUCCAUGCCUCCUCUGCCACGUCUGACAGUGGAGUAGACUCCACGGUGCUGCUGGAUUCUUUGAUAAGCCAGCACAGCGCCCCCUACCAGUCCCUGCCAGAGCCCAUCUCCAUGGUCCAGAUGGUCUACAGUCCCCCUGCACAGCCCCCCCCUGAGCUGCACCAGGGAGCCUACCCGCAGCCCACUGCACAACCCCCUCAAGACGACUACUCACAAGCUACAGCGUGCCUGCACCAGGGGGCCUACCAACAACCUACCGCGCAGCUGCACCAGGGGGCCUAUCAACAACCUACCGCGCAGCUGCACCAGGAGGCCUAUCAACAACCUACCGCGCAGCUGCACCAGGGGGCCUACCAGCCUCCACAGCAGCGCCACUCCAGUGAGCCCUUUCCCUCUCAGGAUGCCCCCCUCCUCCCAGACAGCAGGAUGUGUCUGGGUGCCAACCUGUGCAUGAGACGUGGCAGUACCUCACUCAUUGAGAUGUUGCGUUGUAGGGCCAACUCCCUCCCUAAGACUCUAGCUGCCCCCCACUCCUCUCUGGGUCCCCACCGGAACCGAGGGCUCCCCCCCGGGGUGUUGGACCUGGGCCAGAAAGCCCCCGAACACCCCGACCACCCCCACAUCCCCUCCGCACUGCCUCCACACCUCUCCUGCCAUCUUCAUCACCUUUGUCAUCAUCACCCCCACCCGUGGUCUUACUUUGACUCGGCCAAUCAGCUGCAUUCGGCCAUCCAGCUGCUGUCUCAGCAGCAGCAGCAGCAGCAGCACCCUCCAGAAGCCCGCCCCGCCCCCUCGUACCGGCUGGCCCCGCCCUCCCCGAUGAAAGCGAGGCCGCACGUCUCUUCGUCCACCUCCCCGGGGGCCCCGCCCCCCGGACACCCGUUGCCGCUGGCGUCGCCGAGGGCCGUGUGUGAAGACGGCGACCUGACCCUGCUGAACCACUGCCUCCACCACAUCGUCAGCGGGCGGAGCCGCUCCCUCACCCUACCCUUCUGCCCCGCCCACAGCCCAGCCGUUAGCCCCGCCCUCAGCCCCAACAUCAGCCCCCUCGUUAGCCCCACCCACAGACCGUCAAACCGCACCUUCUCAUUGGCUGAGCACACAGCCCCAACCCCCAACCAGGAAAUGACCCUGCUCGUACGGACUCAUGACAGCGAGGGCCGGCCGCCCAGUACAACGCAGGUCCAGCAGCAGUCCCAGAUAGCCUCUGCUCUUGCCACUCCAGGUCCUAGUGCCCACCACAUCAGAGCCAGCGUGCAGAGCUUCCCGGACAGGGCUCCCGCUGCACAAACACCUGAUCUGGAGUUCCUGCCUGCUGCCGGCCAGCCUCUGUCUCAGCAGUCCUCUGAUUUAUCUACCAGCUGUCAAUCAAGUUCUGGAGGCCCUCCCCAUCCACAGCCUCUGCAGAUAAACACACAGGUUGGUGCCCCCUUGGAGCCCCAGGGAGAAGCUCCUGUUGUGGCCGUGGUCCACUCUGCACCCCCUGUGGUCCAGGCUUCAUCCUGGAAGCUCGACGUGGAGCCAGCGAACACAGCAGACCGGACUGUCCCUCAGAGUCCAGUCCCGGCCUCCUUAGCCUCAAGCACAGCCCCAGCCUCAGCACCAGCCUCAUUUCCAACGUCAGCCCCAGCCCCAGGUCACCUUCCUGCUGUAGCUCCAGUAUUAGUCCCAAAAACCACUGUAGGCCCAGAUUCAACCCCAGCUGCGGCCCCAGAUUCAGUGUCAGCCUCAAUUCCAUCUUCAGUCCCAACCCCAAUGCCAGCCCCCGCCCCAGCUUCUAUCCCAGCGACAGACCCAAUUUCAGCCCCAGCCUCAGCCCCAGCCCCAGCCCCAGCCUCAGCCCCAGGUCAGCAAAACAUUGGCUUCCAGACAGCAGCUCAGGUACUGGGCUGUGCCAGCAUGGCCUCGACUCAGCAAAACUUGGACACUGCAAAUACAUCCUCCUCCUUUCAACCAGAACAGAGCCACGAGGAGCUGCCUCAGGACAGGCCCACGGCCCUGCCCAGCUACGCCUACGACAGUUUCAGCUCAGACGUGGCAUCAGGGAAGGAGACGAGCGAUGGGUAUGACAGUUUUGCGAGUGUGGGGAAAGGCGAGGGGAAACACAGGAAACAUCACCGCAAGUCGUCCCGCACACGCUCACGCCAGGAGAAGGCCAGCAAGCCCAAACUGAGCAUGCUCAAUGUAUGCAACACUGGGGACAAGAUGGUGGAGUGUCAUCUGGAGACUCACAACCACAAAAUGGUGACCUUCAAGUUCGACUUGGACGGAGACGCUCCUGAGGAGAUCGCCACCUACAUGGUGGAGAAUGGCUUCAUCCUCCACAUCGAGAAGGAGAUCUUCAUAGACCAGUUAAAGGACAUUGUGGACAAGGCUGAAGACAUGCUGAAUGAGGACGGGGAGGGGGAGGCGAGCACAGCCCUGGGGGACAGUCCCCAGCUGGGGCACAUCUCUGGGGGGUCACGAAGAGAGAGUCUAACACCUGGAUCCUCUCAGCCUGUCUACCAGCAGAAUGUCCUUCACACAGGGAAGAGGUGGUUCAUCAUCUGUCCCGUAGAGGAGAACACCACUUUAAGUCUGGAGACCUCUGACAGGACUACAAAAGCACAGGCCAACGGAACUACAACCGCACAGUCCCCUGGGAGUGCAGCCCCGGGCCAGCUUGCUGACAGUGGCGCUGCGUGUCCUGCAGCAACCAAAGGAGGUGAGAGGUCAAGGGGCGAGUCUUCAUCGACUGUGUCCGGGGGCAGCGGGGGUUAUGGCUACGACGUCUAUAGCCUCUGCAGCCCCCCGAUCAUGUCCAACCUAGACCCCCUCUUCCUGGCCUCGUUGUCCCCCGCCCCCCCCUCCGAGAGGGCCUCUGGCGGCCCGGCCCAGCCCAGGACACAGCCUUCCCAGCAGCCCACAGCUCCGUCAGAACCCCACUCCCUCCGGAGCUCCCUGUCAUCCGAGGACCCCCCAGGGGGGCGCCCGGGGGCCGUCUCCCCGCCCCCGGCCCCCCCCACCGCCCGCCACAUGGCCGAGAUGACGAGCGUGGUGGAGGACGUGCCCUGCUGCCCGCUGGCCAUGCCUCUUUCCCUCGAUGUGAGCGGAGGUGCCCCGGCUGGGUCCCCCUUCACCCCCCUGCCCCCCCAGGACACCUCCGUGCCCCGCGAUGCCGCCCUCCUCCUACCCCCCCCCGGCGACCGUGCCCAGCAGACCCCCGUGGUGCUUCAGCAGCCCUUCGCCAGUGUGGGCGGAGCCAAGGCACCCUCCCUACCCCAGAGCCCCGCCCCCUCGCAGCCAGGGGCAGGGCCUGGGGAGUCUGACGGGGAGGGGAGGGUGGGGCGGGGCAGCUUUGUGGACAGCACCAUAAAGACCCUGGAUGAGAAGCUGAGGAACCUGCUGUACCAGGAGUACGCCCCCAUGUACCCCUCGGGCAGCGCCGCAGAUACCCCCGGCUCUGGGACGGAGUACGUCCAGUCCCCCCCUGGGCCCGAGAGCGCUGCUGGGGGGUCGGGGAACAGCACCCCCGGACCCAUGGGGGAGGGACGCUAUCGUACAGGGGAACAACUGCCCCAGAUCCCAGAAAGGAUGGACAGUUUGAGCACGCUCAGUGAUUCAGCUGUGAGUGCUUCCAUGUCGAGAAACGUUGUGCCCCACUCUGUGUCCUGCACAGGAACCAGGGGCAGGUUCAAGGUGGUGUCAGGCCAGGUGGACGUGGUCAGCAGAGGAGAGCUAAAGAUGAGGAGCUGGACCAUCGCUGCCUCUCCGGCCCCCCCCGGUGGCCACGCCUCAGACUACACCCCCGGCCCGGUCGAGGCCACGCCCUCCUGCACCACCAUCGGCCGCUUCGCCGUGGUCAGCGCCGAGGACGACGUCGCCCUCCGCCAGCGAAACAGCCGCUACUCCGCCCCGCCCGACUUCUACCUGGACACGCCCCCUUCCCUGGCCAAGCGCGGCUCCCUGCCGCGGGCCCACACGUCCGGGUCAGUCCCCGUGGACGUCACCGUGCACGCCCACGCUCGCUUCCUGUCGUCCGACUCGGGGGCGGAGAGCAGCCCCGCCAAGAUGGCCCCGGCCACGCCCUCCCGCCACGCCCGCUCGGAGCGCAGGGGGAGCGACCUGAUGAAGAGGGCGGUGGCCUUCCUGCGGCGCUCGGGGCGGAGCAGCAGCGUGCAGAGCUCCGAUUCGCCGAGCCGGGGCGGAGGCGUGCAGGGCUCGGUCUGCGGGAGCAGCGAUAACGACUCGGAGGUGGAAGACUCGGACAUGAAGAGAGAACUGCACAGACUGCGGGAGAAACACCUGAAAGAGAUUUCAGAGCUGCAGGCCAAUCAGAGAGACGAGAUCGAGCUGCUGUACCAGCGCCUGGGUAAAGCCCCUCCCCUGGGCCUUGGCCUGUCUCACACAGCGCCCCCUACAGGCAGGAGGAAGAGGCCCAGCAAGCACAAGCUGAAGGCUGGCAAGCUGCUCAGCCCUCUGGUGCAGCAGUUCAGGAACGCCAAGUCCAAGAGCAACGAUGCCAGCAAGACCAACGAAGCCACCACAGUGAGCUUGAACGGUUCCCCGGCCAGAGCGCCGGUCCUGGAGGGCAGCUGCUCGGUAUCGGCCCAGCCUCCACCCUACACCCCUCAGCCUCCAACCUCCACCCCCCAGCCUCCACCCUCCACCCCCCAGCCUGUCCAGACCCAGCAGCCCUGCUCCCUCAAGGGCUCCCUCUCCUCAGACAACAUCUACGCAGGGCUGCAGGGAGAGGGCACUGGUCCGCACGGCCCUCCCGUCCAAGGGACCACCCUGAAGAGGCUUUGCCUGGGCAAAGAGCGUGGCAGUCGUUCUGGGGCAGGACCCGGUGCGUCCAACCUGCCCCCGCAGCAGCAGACAGCGAGCUCAACCCCCCCUCCUCACACAGUAGGGGGACUGGCACAAGCCCAGGCCAACAACAGCAACAACAAGACAGGCACCUACCCGGGCGCCUACCUGGAUCCCAGAGGGGGGUCCAUGACAGAGGACCUCCACCGCCUGGUGGACGACUGGGCCCUGGAGGUGCUGGCGGCCAGCCGGCGGCCCCGGCUCGGCUCCCUGGGCCUGCGCAGGCAGGAGCGCUGGGAUGAGGGCGGCGCACGCCACCAGGAGCCGUCUAGCGAGCGUUCCCGCCGCACCGACCAGCAUGGCUCGGGGCCGUUCAGGCCCCCAGCUCCCCCUCUCCUGGCCCAUGAUUGACAGGCACCCGUCGGCGCUGUUGGGCGGCCCCUCAGCAGGCUUCGCUACGGGCUGUGCCAGGCCGGAACCUGGGCCUCCGGAGGGGCUUCUUCCCACGCCCCACUGGCCCGGCCUGCUCUCCCCCCUCUCCUCAGGGGUCUUCACCUUCCCUGCCAUGCCCCCUGCCUGGGGGGCACCUGCUCCCCCUUACGAGCCCCCGGACCCCAAAACCAGGACCAUCUGACCCACCCCUCGUCCAGCCCCGCACCCCUCAAACAGCCCUUAUUUCAACCACAUUACCCCCCAAAAAAGGAGCCCUUCUAUAGCCCUUCUUCCUCCCGGCUGUAUACAGUGCGCUAAUGAGAAACAUAUUUAACCUGCAGCAUGUUUGUACAUAGGAUGCCUAUGUAUAUACUCUAGUAUAAGUUGUUUAGGGCCUUAUGUUACAUGAACCGUCGACAAACCUCAUGUCACAAGCCACGUGUACAUAACAUAUUUAGCAGUGUGAAAGCGCUUUGCGGUGUGUGAUGACUCAGCUGUGCAGUAUAUCUCGCAGCAAGUUUGAGAGUGCGACGUCCAUUCUCUUGGUUUGUGCACACUUAUCUUUCUAUGAACCAAGCUGUUUCUACAUGCUUCAUUCAUACAGCAGGCUUGCUUGCAGCAAAGCCCUUUACGUUUGCGUUUCCAUCAACCUGUAUGAUUACACCCGUCCCUCAUGCAGGUGUAUAAACCCAAGCUGUGUCCACCCAAGCCUGGUUUGUUAGGACAGUGCAGAUGCUCGUACAGUACAGGCACUGGAGGUCAAUUGUGCCAAUUGUUCUCAAGUCCCCCAAAACGCAGAAGCAAAAGCAGCUAGCUAACCAGCGGCCAUCACAACGUCUCUGUGUGGUCCUGUCAACAUGGCUGUUCCAGCUACCUGCUUCACCCCCCCCCCCCUCCCUGUCAACAUGGCUGCUCCAGCUACCUGCUUCACCCCCUCCCUCCCUGUCAACAUGGCUGCUCCUGCUUCCUGCUUCACCCCCCCCUCCCUGUCAACAUGGCUGUUCCAGCUACCUGCUUCACCCCCCCCCCUCCCUGUCAACAUGGCUGUUCCAGCUACCUGCUUCACCCCGCCCCCCCCUCCCUGUCAACAUGGCUGCUCCAGCUACCUGCUUCACCCCCCCCCCCCUCCCUGUCAACAUGGCUGCUCCAGCUACCUGCUUCACCCCCGCCCCCCCUCCCUGUCAACAUGGCUGCUCCAGCUACCUGCUUCACCCCGCGCCCCCCCUCCCUGUCAACAUGGCUGCUCCAGCUACCUGCUUCACCCCCCUCCCUCCCUGUCAACAUGGCUGCUCCAGCUACCUGCUUCACCCCCUCCCUCCCUGUCAACAUGGCUGCUCCUGCUACCUGCUUCACCCCCCCCCUCCCUGUCAACAUGGCUGCUCCAGCUACCUGCUUCACCCCCUCCCUGUCAACAUGGCUGCUCCAGCUGCCUGCUUCACCCCCUCCCUGUCAACAUGGCUGCUCCAGCUACCUGCUUCACCCCCCCCCCUCCCUGUCAACAUGGCUGCUCCAGCUACCUGCUUCACCCCCUCCCUGUCAACAUGGCUGCUCCAGCUACCUGCUUCACCCCCCUCCCUUCGUUCCUGCCCGUUGACAAAAUGCUUUCUGACACUAGCGCUCGACAUAUUCCGAAGAAAACACAUGGGGGAACUUGAACUUAAUCUUCGGGUUAUAGAACCUGAGGGGAGUGCCUUUAAACAGUAGUCUCAGUUCAUUCCGAACACGCAAUGAAAUUAUUUUGAAUACAGGGCCGUGGUCUUUAUUGACAAGAAUGUGGUCACUCCUUUGAAUGUUGAAUGUAGGAAGAAAGCCAGCCUCUUAAUCUCUUUGGUAGCUGAUGUUUAGAGCACUCUAUGGCCCUUAUAGUUGAUAAAUACUUACUGGUUUGUUAAGUGGUAUCCAAAGUUAAAGUGUGAGUCUCAGUAAGGUAUUGUACUGGGAGGAUCACAUGCACAGUAGUGCAUUGUAGCAACUAAAGAAAGCUUGAAGGUGUGGCUCCAUGGUUUAGUUUCAUUUUCAAUAUCACAUUGUUCACUGCCUGCUUAAAGCAACAGUUUUUCCAAACCACCCACCAGACAAGCUGUGCGUACUAUUAUAGCCUCAAACACGUGACUCGGGUGUUAGUGUUGGACAAGCAGAGAGGUUACCUGAGAACAUGAGGUCUUGAACCUUUCUAGUGAAAAUGAUUGACAGCAUUAAAAUCAUACAAUACAUCAGAUCAGGAACCUAGAAUCAAAAGGGUUCCAAACGAAACCUUAUUUAUCUCCUCAAGUGGCUCUUUGGAACCCUAAACGGUUAUAUGUGAAGGUUUUCGUGAUACACUUUGGUCUAUUUUAAUAUAGGCUCAAUUUAUUGUCAACAGUCCACCUGUUUGUCGGUGGAGCUAUUAAGAAUGGGAUGGGAUUUUGGGAUGCUUUGUGUAGAAUUGAACGCAUGUGACUUAAACAGAAGGCUCUUGAACGCACGUUGGCAUAUAAGGGACUAUUAAAUCGCCACGGUAUGGACAAUUUUAACAGUAUAAACUACUUGACACUCCUUAGAGUAAAACGUCACAUGGAAUGAGAUAUGAUUUAGGGUCAGAGCGUCAUUGAUUAAUGAUUACUGUGCAAGAAUGAGAUCUGAUCUGAGGUCAGCUGCAAUCUGCAGUAGAACACAAUCACACGGUCACUCGAGAGGUGUUGUCGCGACAACGGAGAAUGGGUGUGUGAUCUUGGCAUCAUCUUCAGACUGCAGUGAAUCCUCUUUCCUCCAAUCACAGCAGCGCUUUCGUGUUUCGGGGGGAAAAGGUCACUGAAGGUCAAUGUAGAAGAAUCCAGCUGGGAACAGCCUAACUUCUAAAGCCUGGAACUGUUUGUUAGGCAAAGCUAGCGUUGGAGCGACGGAUGGUACAAUGUCAGUUGACUGUAAUAUACAGCUGUGUGAAGCUGGACUGACUCUCCAUAUAUGUGCUGUCUAGACUCGGGUUCUGCCUUUCAAAGUCUACCAUUCAUGCUUCUCACUGUUGCUACUUGCUCAUUACUGCACAGCGUUUCUUCAGUUCACUUGAGAUUUACGUCUUCGAGGUGACACAGCA
Molecule: messenger RNA, 10856 nt
Organism: Hypomesus transpacificus
Lineage: Eukaryota; Metazoa; Chordata; Actinopteri; Osmeriformes; Osmeridae
Product: serine/threonine-protein kinase WNK2-like
Biological process (GO): intracellular signal transduction; negative regulation of sodium ion transport; monoatomic ion homeostasis
Cellular component (GO): cytoplasm; cytosol
Molecular function (GO): potassium channel inhibitor activity; ATP binding; chloride channel inhibitor activity
Source: RefSeq, a predicted model, not a curated record